AUGACUUCCGAUUCCCACACUUUCCAGGGCUCACAAGAAAUAUUAGCAAUGCGCUGGUAUCAGUUCAAGGGUACCGGGAACGGGUUCAGAUUCCUCACUCGUACAGAGCUGUUCAACACACCCUCUCUAACUGUGCUACCUGGUGCCUCAGUGUGGGAGGGAGAGGCUGUGACUCUGCAGUGUGGGGCUCACAUAAAUAAACAGGGCACACAGCUGCAGUACCGCUAUAGCAAAGACAAUGGGACUGUGAGAGGAGCGGGAUCACAGGAUCAGCACUCAAUCCCAGCGGCAGGGCUGAGAGACACAGGGAGAUACCAGUGUGAGGUGGAGGCAGCAGGGACGGGGCUGAAGAAAAGGAGUGCUUCUGUGUCACUGACUGUGAGAGCUCUGUUCUCCAGAGUGACUCUGACAGCAUCUCCAGGAGCCUCAGUGAAGGAGGGAGAGGCUCUUAACCUGACCUGUGAGGCAGCAGUGAACAAAACCCCCCGCCCUGAACUCCACUACACCAUUGUGAGAGACGGGGAGCCUGUGACUAACAGCACUGACUCUGCACUGUACAGCAUAGCCAGCACUGAGAAGAGCCACACUGGGAGCUACACGUGUGCUGUGGAGUCACAGGGAGUGAAGAAGAGCAGCCAGGAGCUACACAUUGAAGUGCAAACGUCCUGGCACAGCGCUGUUGCUAUUGGCUACAGAGUGAGCUUCACUCUGAUUAAUUUCAUUGUGUUCACUCUGCUGCUCCUUCAAUAGUGCAGGAUCCAAGGUGAGACUCCCAGUCAGUGCACACAUUUCACCUGGCCUGUCACAGCACACAUGC
Acipenser ruthenus (sterlet) is the source of this 817-nucleotide messenger RNA. Its product is annotated as high affinity immunoglobulin gamma Fc receptor I-like. Gene Ontology annotation, biological process: cell surface receptor signaling pathway. NCBI's taxonomy places the organism in Eukaryota, Metazoa, Chordata, Actinopteri, Acipenseriformes, Acipenseridae. Gene Ontology annotation, molecular function: transmembrane signaling receptor activity. The record is from RefSeq and is a predicted model, not a curated record. The coding region runs from base 1 to 750 and encodes 249 amino acids. The transcript is spliced from 4 exons.